Eucalyptus grandis is the source of this 426-nucleotide messenger RNA. Its product is annotated as major allergen Pru ar 1-like. Gene Ontology annotation, molecular function: signaling receptor activity; protein phosphatase inhibitor activity; abscisic acid binding. Gene Ontology annotation, biological process: abscisic acid-activated signaling pathway. The coding region runs from base 1 to 426 and encodes 141 amino acids. The record is from RefSeq and is a predicted model, not a curated record. Gene Ontology annotation, cellular component: cytoplasm; nucleus. The transcript is spliced from 2 exons. Lineage: Eukaryota; Viridiplantae; Streptophyta; Magnoliopsida; Myrtales; Myrtaceae.
AUGGGUGUCUUCAUUUUCACAGAUGUAUACACAUCCACCAUUCCUCCCAAAAGAUUGUCCAAGGCCCUAAUUGUGGACUCCCAAAAUCUCAUUCCUAAGCUCAUGCCUCAGGCCAUCAACAAUAUUGACAUCAUCCAAGGUAGCCAACUUAGGAGCAUGAAGAAUCGAGUGGAUGAACUGAAUGAAGAGACAUUCACAUACAAUUAUACUAUGAUCGAUCUGACGGAGAAAUUCGAAUCUAUUGGAUAUGAAGUGAAGUUCGAGCCAACCCCGGAUGGCAAGAGCAAGAACAAGAUGACCAGCACCUGCUACACUAAGGGCAAUUUCAAGCUUGAAGAAGAGGAUAUCGGGCCGGAAAAGAGAACCUUGGGAAUGUAUGAGGUUGUGGAAGCAUACCUCCUUCAAAACCCCCAUUCUUGUGCUUGA